This is a messenger RNA of Stegodyphus dumicola, 3433 nucleotides long. RefSeq lists its product as uncharacterized. Lineage: Eukaryota; Metazoa; Arthropoda; Arachnida; Araneae; Eresidae. The record is from RefSeq and is a predicted model, not a curated record.
AUUUAAACACCUGCAGUGUUGCUUUCUUCAAAACAUUUGAAAACUUCAAGAACGCAUGCUUAAAGAAGGAAUUAUUAUGCACUUCGUGAAAGUCUUUUGUAGAGCUUAACUCUUUAGCAUCAAAAUACAUACGUGUAUUGUUAGUGUUUUGGUGUUUAUGUCAAACUUGAAUAAUCAGUGGUUUUAAAAAUCUUUUGUUCCGUUUUACUGGACAUGUUUCUAAGAAUUCUGAGAAGUUAAUCCGAUCAUUUCAUAGAGUUACUACUAAAAGUAUGCAAAUAUUAGCAAUGCUCUUAUUAAUUAUUCUUUAAUUUUGUUUUAUUUUGUUAAAACAUUAUGAGGAGUUUAGCAAGAAUCGCAACCAGAAAGCAGUUUAGUAAAUGACAACUUCAGUAUACUCAUAAACAUUUUUAAGAGUUUCAGAAAGUCAGCGUGCGAAAGAAUAUCAUAGCUUGCAGUUCUAUCUUAACAGAACUUAAAAUUACAUUUUACUUUUAAACAUAUCACAUUAUUUUGCUGACACUGUAGUCGUGUUGCUUAUAUUCAGAAAAAAAAAAUCGUAAAGCAAGUUUUUCGUAAUGAAUUUUCAAGAGACUGAUGUUAAAGAAUUGACCAAUCACGACCAUGAAGGUACGAUUCUGGGUGCCGAUUUCUGUUCUGGUUAUACAGAUAUAUUUGGAAAAUGGAAUACCGGUUUCGACUGUCCCAGAAUGGGCAACGGAGAGACCGUUUACUGCUGUGGAACCGUCACAUACAAGUACUGUUGCACCCGCCGUGACCAACAUACUGGCUCAGGAAUCAGCCAGUCUGUUCUCCUCGGAUCCGCGUUAGGAUCAGUACUGAUGGUCAUUCUUGUCACUUUAGUUUCCUGUUUAAUAUGCCGAAGAUGCGUCCCUUACAGAAGAGCUCAUCCCUCUCUUAAUGGAGGUCCUUUAUAUACUAUGCAUUGCAGCAGCACAACGAGUGGUAUGGCGAACAUGUACUCCUUCUCCGGUCAAACCACGGCAGUUACAACUCCUUUGGAUGGUCCACACGUUUUAGUAGACUUAGAUAAUCCCGAACAUGCAUAUACCGUACCUAUGAACAACCAGAGAGGUAUAAGCAGGCAUAUGGCAGCUGGCAGUGUUGCAGUGGGUUGCGAGACUCCUUCAGAUCCUCCGCCUCCUUACAACGAGGCAAAUCCUGCGAACGCUGGAGGGGAAAUGAUACAUGGAAGUUCACCUACACCAACCAGCUUUGACUUGAGAGCUUCAAGCGGAGGAACUGUCCGUCAUUCAACCAAUCAUCAACAGAGAAGACAAGUGAAUAACACGAGCUCCGCGCAAAACAAUCUAUAUUGGUCUACCAAAUUCUGAUAGAAUUUUAAAGAAGCGGCAGAAAAUAUAGCAAUUUCAGAUUUGUGUGAAUUAUAUGGAUAUUUUUCUAUGAGAGAUGUAUGGUUGGGUAUCAGUGAAAUGUUUUCAUUGUGCGGUGCUACAAAGAUCACUGAAUUUUCGAAAUUGACCUUAAAACUCAAUAAUGAGUGAAGCUGCUGCCAGUCUGAAAUCGAGAUGUAAUUAAAAAAAGAUGCAAUUUUUAUCCUAUUCACAAGUGACUUGUAAAGAUAUUCACUGGAAAAUGUUAUAAUGAAAACAAAUGCGUUUUAAUGAGAUGUUUCCGAUUUUUGUUUAGUUAUAUGUGAAAGAAAAUGUCUUAGAUAUAUGUAUCUUGUUUUUGGUAAUUCAUUGUCGUUCAAAUGUAUAGACUGAAUUCAUUGUCCAUUUCGUUGCUUAAAUUAUUGUUCAUACUUAUUCUGAUUAUGAAUUUUAUUUUCAUCACAGAGUGCUAUUGAUCCAGAGCGUUAGUAAGUGAGUGUGAAAUUCAUUUUUUGAGAUCGUUCAUAAAUUCCAGAACGUUAGUAUAAUUAAUGAACGGUCUAGAGUAAUCGUAAGUUAUUUACUUCAUUUGAAAAAUUAGAAUUUAUUUCACAUUUUACUAAGGUUUUUUUUUUUUUUGCAGAUGACCUAUUAGUUUGUGUACAACUUCUAAAUUUUCAGAAAAUAUGAACUAAAAUUAAAUAACUCGGUCAGUUCCGUCUUAUGGACGUCAAUCUUUUUGCGUUUUAUCCUUUAGAAAUAUUUUAGUAAAUAUAACUAUACGGACCAGACAAAAAUAAAUAUCAUAUUUUGUACAAAACUGAUUUUUCGGUACUUACGUAUUAUCGCAACCACCUUAGUAGAAAUCGUCAGAGUUUCAGCUUGCGCCAAAUUCUGUCAACCAUGAACGUGACAAAUCUUCAGUUUUAAUAUCCACCAUCGCCAUUUUUUCCCCGUUCUUUUAGCUGUAUUUCAAUUUCAAAACGUUUUUAUGUGAUUCUUUCUUGUCUAAAACUCGAUUUAAAAAUAUGUACUUAUGGGAUUUGCUUACAGUAGAAGAAGUUGCGGGAAAUGUUUUGCAUGAAUACAGUAUUUUGUAAUAAAAUCCCUAAUUCGAAUUUCCUCUCAAACUAAUGACCGUGGAAUUUCUACUAGAGCAAACGAAACAAAAUAUAAAUAAAUAUACGCUUAUAAAUAGUUUAUUGAUUGUUUUUUGGAAUAGUUGAAACGUAAAAUAUGCAUGUAAUAAAUAAGCUUAUAACAAAAAGUCAUUAUUCUUUUUCUGCCGUAAAAUUCACCUAACUACCCUAAAGUGGUCGCGUUACUACGAAAGUACCCAUUCUUUUAAUUUAAAAAUGCAAAACAUUAACAUUUACCUUAUUAAAACAUUUUGUGAUUAGAACUAUAUGUCUUUAACAAACGGUUAUGAAAAUAAGAAACAACUAAUCAAGACAUUCAUAGAUGUUUUCUAUAAAAAUUUUGACUAAAGGCAAAAAACAAACAACAAAAUUUCCAGGCUUUAGAAUUUAUUAUAAAGAAAUAAGUGAGAUUUUCAGUGACGACUUCGGAAAAGAUUAAAAUUGCAUAAGAUUAAGUUUUUAUAUGUCACAGUGUGCUGAAAUUAUAUGUUAAUGAUUCCCCGUUUUCGUAUUGAUCCCAUUCUGUUGGAGUCAAUCAUCCGUAUUGAUCCCAUUCUGCUUCGUACUGCUGUUUUGAUAUUAAAUUUUAUGUAAUUUAUUAAUUUUAUGUAAUUAUAAUAAUAUAUUUUACAACAUUAGUUCAAAUACUGAAAUCGACGAUGACAUUUUGAGUUGUUCAAGAUAGUUUGAUAUUUAUACUUCAAAAUUAAAUAAUAAUAAUAAUAAAAUCUUUUUAUAAUUUGUUUUUUUACUACUGCCAUAGAACUCUAACUUACUCUGUAUUUAUUGUCCAUGUUUCGUGCAACAUUUCAUCUUGCUAAAUGGCAACAAAUCAAGUGUCAAUCAUCCUUCUAAUACUUGUAUCUGAUUGCGAGUGAAUAUAUAAUAUAUGUAUGUUUUCGUAUGUAAAAUUGGAAAAUUAAAUUUAUAUUAUAUCAA